This is a messenger RNA of Musa acuminata AAA Group (dessert banana), 930 nucleotides long. RefSeq lists its product as uncharacterized. Gene Ontology annotation, molecular function: protein binding; 7S RNA binding; ribosome binding. Gene Ontology annotation, biological process: SRP-dependent cotranslational protein targeting to membrane. The transcript is spliced from 3 exons. Gene Ontology annotation, cellular component: signal recognition particle, endoplasmic reticulum targeting. Lineage: Eukaryota; Viridiplantae; Streptophyta; Magnoliopsida; Zingiberales; Musaceae. The coding region runs from base 122 to 772 and encodes 216 amino acids. The record is from RefSeq and is a predicted model, not a curated record.
AUAAGCGUUUUAAGAGACGUGGUGGCCCUCGAAGGAUGCGAUGGCUCAAGACACAGUAAGCAACCCCACAUAUCUUCCCUACCCAUUUCUCCUCCUGCGAAGGUAGCGCCGCGCCGCUUACAUGGCGCCCAAGGCCAAGGUGAACCCCAAGCCCUCGCCUGCACCGCCGCCUCCCGACGCCCAGUCUGCCCCCAUCGAGGACCUCUUCUCCGCUCUCCAUCGCCAUACCCAGAACUUCGAGUACGAACGGGCCGCCAAGGUCGCAGAUCAAGUUCUCGCGAUCGCACCCGGGGAUGAGGAUGCCCUGCGGUGCAAGGUCGUGGCUUUGAUCAAGUCCGACGCGAUCGAUAAGGCUCUCUCCGCGAUCCAGGGUUCUCGUCACCUGCCCAUAGAUCUCAGAUUUUACGAGGCAUAUUGCUUGUACAGGCAGAAUAAACUGCAUGAAGCACUAGAGGCAAUAGACGGUCAAGAAAGAAACUCUAUGAUCCUGCAGUUAGAAUCUCAGAUAUUUUAUCGUUUAGGAAAAAUGGAUGCUUGCAUGGAAAGCUAUGAGAAGAUUCAAAGAUUCAAGAUUGACUCCUUAGAUAUAAAAACAAACAUCAUAGCUGCUCUGGUUGCAGCUGGAAGGUCUCCUGAAGUUCAAGGAACUAUGGAUGCACUUAAAGUCAAAGCUUCUAGUAACUUUGAACUGGCAUACAACUAUGCUUGCUCCUUGAUUGAAACGAAAAAAUAUGCAGAUGCUGGGCAACAAUUACUUUCAGCUCGAAGGUAAGUAAUAUGUGAAACAAGCUUUAUUAUGAGAGGACAGUAUCAAGCAUGAAGUUAGUUGUGUGUUUUGUGAACUCCAUAACAUCAGACAUUUUAUUUGUGGAAAGAGACUGUAUCUGUUUCUAGGCCCCUUAUCGAUAUAAUGUUUUGCAUAUUUGAGCA